Molecule: messenger RNA, 816 nt
Organism: Mesorhabditis spiculigera
Lineage: Eukaryota; Metazoa; Nematoda; Chromadorea; Rhabditida; Rhabditidae
Source: the annotation of a GenBank genome assembly
AUGGCGGAUCCGCCCGAGGCCAAGGCCGACGGGCCCAAGGAUGCCAAGCCAGAGGAGAAAAAGGAAAAGACGGAAGACGUCGAUUUGAAAAAGGCGGAUAAGGGAGAUGCGCCGCCAGCCAAAAAGAAGGAUUCGAAGGUCGACGUGAAGAAGGAUUCGGUGACCCGGGAAGAUAAGAAGAAAGAAAAUCCCGACAAGACGAAGGACGAAAAGCCGGAGAAGACGAAGGAUGAACAACCUGAGCCCGCCAAGGAAAGUGUGAUGCAAAAUCCGGAUGAAAAGAAGAGCGACGAUAAGAAGGAAAAGAAGGGAGACGACAAGAAGGAAAAGAAGCCCGAUGAUGAGAAGGACAAGGAGAAAGAAAAAGACAAAGACAAGGAGAAGAAAAGUGAUGAGCAAAAGAAGAGCAAAGACAAGAAGGAAACGACCCCGAACAGGAAGGACAAGGUCGAUUUGCAAGAGAAGAAGAGCGAGUCGCCGGAGAUGGCCAAAGAUGCAGCUCUUCCGCCACCGCCACCUCCACUCCACGAAGAAGUCCCGGACAAAUGGGGUGAGACGAAGGCAGACAGAGACAAGAAGGCUGCUGCUGCGGCUGCUGCGGCGUCGACGCCUCCGGAAAAGAAGCGCAGUAAACUUUCCGCGCUGUUUCAUCACAAGUCCAAAAAGGACGGCGAAAAGGAGAAGGACAAGGACAAGGCCGGUGCUUCGAAGAUGGCCGCACCUGCCGUCCCGUCUUCCACUGCACUUGCCCCUGCCACGCCCGGCGACCCGAACAGGUCCAGGGCCAAGCGGAAGAAGCGCGUCUGCAUCAUCUCC